CAGGCAGAAACGUCAAACCGCCGCGGAGUGGCGAAGCGCGAGGAUCGCUUCGCGAAUUUCGCGCAGGGAGAGAUUCGCGCUCGCCAAGAUCUCGCGUCGAGAGAGAAAAACGAUUCACAACGGACGUUCCGUCACUCUGGAAAAGUCGCGAAAAAUUUUAUUAUUCUCGAGAGUCCUAUCGCGAAAUUCAGCUUCUGAUACAGACGAGAAUAGAGAGAGGAAGAAAUAUGAAAGGUGCCCCGGCGAGACGCGACAAGGAAAAUCGGCGACCGAUGGCGACGAUGCAACCGGUCGACGUCCAGCAGGGGCAGCAGGAAGAGUAAAGAGCCUAGAAGACUGAAUCCGUGUUUCCGUGUGUAUGUGUGUACGUGCGUGCUCGCCAAUCGCCAUCUCCGUUCGCGAUUUCCGGUUCACGUCUCGACGAUUGUCGCGUACGCGCCCGGUAUGCGCUCAGUAUGCGCGGUAUAUUAUUUCGAUAUGCUUCUCUGACGAUCGCUAUAUUUAUACGAGGCCGAAGAUUUUUUGUUAUUUUUCUCCCCGAUAUAUCGACGAUAGUCACCGAAUAAUAGACUCGUUUCGCGAAGCUUUAAUUGACACUGGCAAUGCACGAAUCUAUUUAUUAUAAUUAUAAAGCGUACACAAUUACGCUUUCUUAAUAGUUCGAGUACCUUAAACGGCUUUGCAACUUAAAUUUCGUGCAAAUCUGUAAUAAAUCCGGACGAAAGAUAAUCUGACCUCGCACGUAUACUCGCGUGUGCGCGCUGAAUUUAUCUCGUUCGACAUUUCUUCUUUUUUCUCUCUCUUUUUAUCGAGACUGCAUCGAGCCGAUGUGUAUGUAUCAUUGACAUCGCGAUUCGUUAUGCGCUUGAAUUAGCUUUUACGUACCUAGCAAUUAAACGUGCGGCGUUACCGGUCGCGAAGCGUGCAAGUACAUUAAUUGUCGUUCCGAAGAUGUCGGAGGAGCGUGUGACGUUCAUUAAUUAUGCUGCUUAAUAAGCCAAAGUCGAGGAAAUUCUGCGAUUGUUACACCGUAUAUCCUAUGGACUCGUUCGAUCAUCGUAGCUUCUCUCGUUAGCGCACCGAUGCAACGCUUAAUGCAAUAACUCACGCAUUCCUUUAACCCUUCGAGGAUGUUCCGAAACUUUCGAACCGCACGCUGCACACGUUGCAGAAGACACGUUACACUCUGUAAUCUGCGAGCUAUCAAUAAAUAUCUUAUCACUAAAAACGUUUAUAGUCUUUUUGUUCUUAUUUUUGUGUCUGCCUGCUUGAAGAGUUAAAAUAGCUCCGUGUCAAAUAUUCCGCAUGCCGUCAUCCGCUUUUUGUUGCUUCGCAAAUAUUUUACCUAGCUUAGGAUUCAAACGUGAGAAAAUUAGAUUUAAGUUCCGAAGUGGAGCCAAAAUCAAAAUAAUUUCAAGAUAUGCGGUUCUGAUAUUCUCAACGUUUCUGAUUUUUCUCAAAACGUGGCCAAAUAGAACGUGUCAUAUCUUUUAAUAUGACAUCGUUUCUGGUUAGUGCGCAGUUGGACGCUUAAUUAUUCGAUAAUGAGUUCCUUUCUGGCCGUCCUUCCCGGAAUCGCGGCUCGCGCGAGGACGAUCGCGCGUGGCGGCGCUUAUUUUAGAGAGCGUCGUGUUUUACCUGGUCGCGCUAAUUAACCUUGGCUCCGACGAGCGUCGAUUUUCCGAUGGUUGACUUUAAUCCCCGCGACAUCGACUAACCACGACCCAGCUGAUUGCGGAUCGUGAUUAACAGUUCUUCCGAAUCUGCGCUGGCCGAAAGCCAACGAAGAUUCAUUAAUACACGACGAGGCAUUGUCGACGGUCGCGCGAUGCACCCCAUUGUCCGUCCCAUCGUGACGAAAAGCUAUCGCUUUUGCAUCUGUCACGGGUAUCCUAAAACGAAUUAGUGUACUGAUAAAAAGUGAUAAGAAAUAUAAAGGGAGGGAGAGAGAGGCGAAAAUCGCGAAGUCACUUCUUGCGUACAUACCCACGGGAAAAUAAUCGUCAAUCAUCUUUUUCAGGUGCCGUAAGGCAAUGUGAAACGUUAGCUUGCAGCCUUUGUAAUCCUUCAUCGUGUCACUUGUCAUCGUAGGCAGAAAGGCAGAGCUCUCAGUUCGAUUGUAUGUAUGGUGGAAGGAAAACAAGGUGUGCUCCAUUGCAGUGUGCUCGAUAGAGGGAUGCUCAUUGGUUUUAUUGCAUCAAAAAUGUGCAAGAACAUAUAUUUUUUCCUCCCACCAUGAACUGUAUUUACUGUACGCUUUUGCACCUAGCGGCUAGCGACAUCGUGCGCUAUCGUUUUGACGUGUUCACUUGCUGUCAGCCGUAGCUGCAUCCUAUAUACCCGAGAUCAAGAAUGGCUUUUUGCGAUUUCCGCGCUAUCGAUAUCGAUGCGCAUCGAACGGUCCCUCUAGGAGAGUAAAUGAUAUUUCGUUGUUUUUUUUUUUGCGAUGCGUUGUUUAGCGUGAUGCCACUGAUGUCAGCGGGUAAUAAAGGCGCGGAAGAGGUUGUGAACGAUGCGCUGUUGGAGAAGCUCCGAAAUUACGCGGCUAAACCGCAGGAAGCGGGCGACGCGCUCAGGGCGAUCGCGGCCAAGAUUCACGCGCGUGUCACCUCAUCAGACCGGCGGAUACGCGAGCGCACGUUAGAAAAGCUCUGGCGCAAGAAUUCCGGGGCGAUGGAAUCGUUCAUUAUGACUCUGGAGAAUUGCAAGGACCACGUUGCUAACUGCAGUGUCACCAGCAUAUUGCACGAAUGUAUAUCGCCUCGAGUAACCAAAGGCAAAUCCAAGGAGAGGGGGAGCAAGAAUAGAAGUGCCACAAGAACCAGUAGCCGAAUGGCGGUCAUUCAACUCAUCAACUUAGGUAUCACGCAAGUCCUAGUUAAACUUUUAAUAAAUCUGCAACACGCAGAUACUAUCACGAGCGAAGUGCUCACUCAAGACAUCCUCUGGAUUUUGGGACAGGUGGCUCAGAGGGACCAGAAGUUUGUGUCAAAAAUGAAACUGCUCAACUCCAUAAAAGUGUUCCACGCGCUGUUGAAACAGUAUUAUAAUAACAGCAAGACGUUAUUGCCGUUGUUGUUGAUCAUCAAAACUCUUGCUAAAAAUUCUUUUUCUUUGCAAACACUUGUAAAGGAUGGUAUCACUAGUACUUUGGAGAAAACGUUUGUCAGUAUCGGUUAUACGCCACAUUUGAAGCUGAGGACGUUAUUGGACUGCUUCAAACAUUUAACGACCAAUAAAUUAUGCUGUAACAAAUUUGUUAAGGUGGGAAUGGUACAUCUGUUGAUGCGAAUUUUCGAGAGAUGGGAAAGAUUUGAUGGACAGAUGCGCUUAAAGAUUUGUAAUUACGCUCUGAAUACGCUUCAGCAUCUCUGCGUAAUAAAAGCUGGAAGGAAGGCUAUCAAGUCGAACAAUGGCCUACAGCUACUGUACCGGUUCUGCACGAGCUGUCCAGAGGACAAAACUUAUGACUGCCUGCUGUCGCGUAUUUGUGGGAUAAUCAAUCAGUGUCUGGAGAAAAAGGAAUUACCGGUGCCCGAAAUGUCGCCUGCAAGAUUCGUUUUGCCCGAAGUGACUGUUACCAGGGCGAACAGUGCUGAAAGCGGCAGCGACAUCGAUAGCCAGGCGAACAGUGUGGCUUCGAUGGGUAGACUGUACAGCGAUCUCGAUUCCGGGGAUGACGAAGAGAGCCACGACUCUAGAGAUACAAUGGAUAAUGAAAUUCACGUGGGCGACGAGGUAGACGAAAACAAAUUUUUCGCCGGGGUUUUUACUUCGCAGAGAUCCGAGGAGGAUCUCGCUGGAUACCAUACGUUCUUCAAGGAGCUGGGAACUCUGCGGUCGCAGCUACAUAUCGUCGGAUCGUCGAACGUCAAGCUAACUGAUCUUUGUUUGGUGGAGGACGAUCAGAUAAACUCGUCGGUCGGGAAGACGGGAAAGACGAAGACCUUAGUCAAGGACUUUUCGAGAUCUAACGGUACAACGAAGAGUCAAUUGGUGAACGGCACGCACAGUUUGAAGGUCCUAGAAGACGUGUCGGCGAACGUUACGGAUCCGCACGCGUAUUGCGCCGUGGCGAGCAGAGUGAGGAGCGUUAUCGGUUUCGUCAAGGUCGCUUAUCCGGACAUGAUCGGCGGUGACGGUCUGGGGAAAGCUGAGCCGCUCAAUAUUAAGGACAGGAAGGUUUGCCGCGCGAAAUUGCUAGCCUGCGUGGAACGCGGUCUCCAUGCUGCCGCCACUAUCCAGGAAGUUGUUUAUGAUCUUGAUGCCCUCGCAAAUUCCGCUUCCCGGACAAUGUCGGGCGAGGAGCGGUUGUUUGGGAACUGGGAUGAGAACAGGAUCGGCAAUCGCAAUUCGGAUACGAAACGGUUACAAUUCGAGUCCAGAUUCGAAAGCGGCAAUCUGAGGAAAGCUAUUCAGAUAGGUCCACGAGAAUACGAUCUUAUCCUGACGCCAGAUGUUAACAGCGGUUCCAGACAUCAAUGGUUCUAUUUCGAGGUCUCCAGCAUGGAGGCGAAUGCGCCGUACACGUUCAAUAUAAUCAACUGUGAAAAGACAAACUCGCAGUUUAACUUUGGCAUGAAACCGAUACUAUUCAGCGUCACGGAGGCGCAAUGUGGUAGGCCAGGUUGGGUGAGGACCGGCGUCGACAUUUGUUACUAUCGAAAUUGUUAUCAACGGUCCACCAGGGGAAAAACGUACUUCACGACGUCCUUCACGGUCACGUUUCCGCACGCUUACGAUGUUUGUUAUCUGGCGUAUCAUUUCCCGUACACGUAUAGUCGGUUGAUGACCAACAUUUGGAAGUGGACGAAGAGAGUUUCCACGGCGACCGUGUACUUUCGCGCGGAGACGCUCUGUGAGACUUUAAACGGCAAUGAGAAUCCUGUGCUCACCAUUACGUCACCGGAUUCCAAAACCAAUCCUAUACACACACGAAAGAUGAUCUUUUUAACGUCCAGAGUACACCCCGGUGAAAGCAACGCCUCUUGGGUGAUGCACGGAACCAUGGAGGCUCUCCUAAGUGACAACCAAUACGCUAGCAGUUUACGUGACGAUUAUGUGUUCAAAAUAAUUCCUAUGCUAAAUAUAGAAGGAGUUGUAAACGGCUGCAAUCGAUACGGUCUGACGAACGAGGACCUGAACCGACGUUGGAGCAGUCCCACGCGGACGUAUCAUCCGGUGAUCUAUCACACGAAGGGCCUGAUGGAGUAUUGCGCCAGGGUGCUGCAGAGACCGCCCCACGUUUUCGUCGACUACCACGGCCAUUCACGGAGGAAGAACGUGUUUCUGUUCGGUUGUUCAAGGUCGGGUUCCUGGAGCGCCGCGGACAGGGCGAAACCGGACCAGCCGGUGCAGUAUUUGAUGUUACCGCAUCUCAUGCAAAGGACCUCGCCGGCUUUCGCUUUGCAGCUCUGUUCCUUCAAGGUCGAGAGGAACAAGGAAUCCACUGCCAGAGUCGCUGUGUGGCGGCAGUUGGGUGUUCCGAGAAGUUACACGAUGGAAAGCAGCUUUUGUGGAUGCGAUCAAGGCGUAUUGGCGGGAUUACAUCUCGAUACGGAACAUCUCAAAGCCAUUGGAAGAGAUUUCUGCCAAGCUUUAUCUAUGAUGAAGGACGGCGGUGAUGAUUGGGCUAUUGGAAAAUCGACAGAGCAAGCUUGUUGCCCGAGAAUGUGUGUCUUACGAAUGUCACGGAAGAUACCGAAAUGUAUUCAAGAUAAACACGCUAUACAUCAUACCACGGCACUUUCUUAGCAAACGAGAUAAUUAAACAAUUGUAGAAGAAUUCCUUUGGAGAAACAUAUUCCCGUGGAAUCAAGAUGCAUGGACAAUGAUGUAUCUUCCAGUAGUGAAUCCAAUGAUUCCGAU
This is a messenger RNA of Temnothorax curvispinosus, 5868 nucleotides long. RefSeq names its product cytosolic carboxypeptidase 1-like. Bases 2419 to 5754 code for a protein of 1111 amino acids. Gene Ontology annotation, biological process: proteolysis; protein side chain deglutamylation; C-terminal protein deglutamylation. NCBI's taxonomy places the organism in Eukaryota, Metazoa, Arthropoda, Insecta, Hymenoptera, Formicidae. The record is from RefSeq and is a predicted model, not a curated record. The transcript is spliced from 19 exons. Gene Ontology annotation, molecular function: metallocarboxypeptidase activity; zinc ion binding.